This is a messenger RNA of Cryptotermes secundus, 9649 nucleotides long. Its product is annotated as mucin-19. The transcript is spliced from 18 exons. Gene Ontology annotation, cellular component: nucleus. Gene Ontology annotation, biological process: regulation of transcription by RNA polymerase II. NCBI's taxonomy places the organism in Eukaryota, Metazoa, Arthropoda, Insecta, Blattodea, Kalotermitidae. The record is from RefSeq and is a predicted model, not a curated record. Gene Ontology annotation, molecular function: zinc ion binding; RNA polymerase II cis-regulatory region sequence-specific DNA binding; DNA-binding transcription factor activity, RNA polymerase II-specific. Bases 219 to 6209 code for a protein of 1996 amino acids.
ACGGGCUCGGUGUUGUGAGAAUCCCUUGCCAGUACCUCAAGCAGAAAGGAAAUCUUCAUCAGUAUUCAGCAAAUCCCUCAAUCGGGACUUCAGUGACGACCCCCAGAGCUGAAGAUUUGUCAACCAGUAGCGGUGGCAGCAAUAUUACCCUUCCUUCCACAACUGGCGGCAGUAGCAGUACUAACAGCAGAAGAGAAUCGGUCCGAUUUCACCAGGCGAUGAGCAAGGUGGAUGAGAAGACGAGGCCAUUAACGAGAGCAGGGCGCAUUCAACAGCCGACAUCAGCAACAGAAGAUCAAGGGUCAAAUGCGGCUUCUUCAACUUUAUCUUCUACUACCAUUUCAUCAUCAUCAUCUGAUUCCCCCGCCCCCACAGCAACUGCUGCUGGGACUGCGACGCUGCAUCUGAAGAAACGGAAAUUGGAAGCUACUGCUCCAGAACCGAGUGGAAAAUUUGGAGGUGGCAAAGGAAAAGCACAACAACCUCAUCAAUCCAAAAAGAAUUUCCAAUCGCAACAGAAGAAAGAAGAAGCGAUGCUCGAAGCUGCUGUUGGCGGAGGAAGUAAGGAAGACGACGGUGGUGGCGCGGGAGCUGCUGCUAAGCGGCGGAGAAAAACGUUACGAUGCGGCAGUGACAGUACAGACGAGACAGAAACCAAGGCCGCAGAAGCAGACUCGAGUAGUGCGCAAAAGACACCCGUUUUGUUGCCCCAGAAGAAGCGUGCGUUGCCGUCAGGCAGCUGUGGCAACACUGCAACCUCGCCUGUUCGAAGUCCUGCGAGGAAAUCUUCUAAGGCAGUUACUUCAUCCUCAACGACGAGCAGCACUUCAGCAACAGAAGAGGCCGUAGACGAUGAGACGCUUAUACGAGAAACUGAAGCAGCGCUCAAAAGUCUUUCCGGAAGCUGGCCCGGACCGCGCAGCUCUUUCUACAACCGUGGUAUAACGGAGCACGAAGAUCGCUUCGAGUCACCAACUUUCGAAAACCUUUUUGAAGAGAAAAAAGUUAAUAACAAAAUGUCACCAUCCUCAUCGUCAUCUUCGUCAUCUGGGUGCAGUGAGUCCUCGUCUUGUUCCCUUAAAGACGUCAUAACACUUCGUGGUCAGCAACAGGACAGUAGAAGUCCACGAACAGGGACAGACGGAAAAGCUCCUGGAGGAAUAGCUACUAACACAACAGGAUCUAGCAACCAACAGAUGAAACAACAAUCUGAUGGUAGUGGCAAGGCGCCAUCUUCAUCCACAACGAAGUCCAACUGUAAAACAAAAUCCCAAGACCGAGAUGUAUCCCAACAGCAAAUUGCUUACCAAGAAGGCAACGAACUGGAGAAUCUGCUGAAGAUAGAGAAUGAAUGUGCUACGAUUCAGUCUCAAGUAGGAAGUAGUGGACCCAAUGCACAACAGGACACGAGAAGAAAUGGCGAUAACAAGGGAAUGAAGGACAAGAGUGCGUUAUCAGUCGCAAAUUCGUCAACGGAAGGAACUCCAUCUUCCAGCAGAGGAAUAGAAUAUGCGGCCACUUCAAGGUAUGAACCAGACUUCAACGAGCUUGUCGAUGAUUCGUCCAACGAUCUUGAGAUUGACAUGUCUGAUCCAUCAGGAGACAAAGAAGAUGACGAUGACUCGGAUCGUAGCAGCAAGACAGAAGACAAACAAAAACGGAAGGAACACAGCGCAAAUCUUAAAGAUGGAGUUACCAUCUCAAGCAGCGAAGAACAGGCAUCGUCAUCUUUCCAAGAUCGUCAACAUACGUUCGGGGCUACUUCUCAGGCACAGCGACAGUUUCAGCCGAACAAACCCACUUGUGCCAGUACCACAGCGGCCAGUACGAUGUUGCCCACGACAGCUACACCUUCGCCUUCACCGUCUUCAGCCGUGUCCUUCUCAGCAACCUCCGCAUUCCGAGCUAUCAACAGUAGUCAAUCAUCGAAAGACUCGUCAGUAUCACCUCGACUACCGGUGGCACCGUCUUCUAGCAUUGAUCUUCAAGGAUCCGUUGGAGGGGCGAUACCACCAAUAGGACCUUUUCCUGCAUCUGCAACAUUUGUUGGAUAUCCAGGAUCUGUCGGUCUACAGGGUCAUGGUCCUGACAGCGGCGGUGGCCACCAACACACUGUGACGUCCUUGGACGAGAAACACACUGCAGCAGCCGUAUGUCUUCUGCAGCUGAAGUCAAACAGCAAGGCAGAAGAAGACAAUAAGAGACAAGAAGUAGUUGGGAACGAAUCAACGUCGCAUUCUGGAACAAAGGCUGCCUCAGUGUCGGUGACAUCCCCAGAUGCUACGUCCUCUAAGCAGUAUACUAUAUUGCAGCCAGCUGGGGCGGGAUCUCGGGCUGCAUCGGCGAUACAGGAUGUGACGCGUGAAGGUGUGCUCAGCGUAUCGGCAGUCAGCAGCAGCAGUAGUAGCAGCGCUAGCAGUAGUGCGGGCGUAUCAGUGGCGCCGUUACAUCAUCAACAGGCUACUUCUGUUACGGCUCCUAACGGCUCCGACCCUAAUGGCACGUCCAAAAUUGCGUCUGAGAGGGUCUGCUCUUCUGAACUCAACCGCCCCUCUGGGCCAUUGUCUCCUUCAGGUCUUAACAGGGAAGGUAACAAAUGCCCGACACCAGGUUGCAACGGACAGGGUCAUGUGACUGGACUAUACUCACACCACAGAAGCCUGUCAGGAUGCCCAAGGAAGGAUAAAGUUACUCCAGAAAUCCUGGCGAUGCAUGAGACUAUCCUGAAAUGUCCAACCCCUGGUUGCAAUGGUCGAGGUCAUGUUAGCACCAAUCGCAAUACCCAUCGGAGCUUAUCAGGCUGCCCAAUAGCGGCUGCUAACAAGCAGGCAUCCCGGGAGCACAAGCUUCACCACCAUCACCAUCGCACGGCGGGGCCCGCUACUGCUGCCUCCUUGGCAGUUCCAAACUGCCAGUCCGAGUUCACGCCUACGGCUGGGGGCAGUGGGUUCAUCAGCAAGACGCCUCUAGCCCCGCCUCCCCACAUGAUGGCCACCACCUCCGGAUGUUCCUUACAACAUACAGACGUCAAGCCUUGCUACUCUAUGGGCUACGGUUCUGCCUCGAGAAGCAGCAGUGGGAAGGAUACCUCAGACAAAUUCCCUCCAACCCCUGGUGGGAAGUCAGAAUUCGUGCACUCGCCUUACUAUGUCAGUAGCAGUAGCAGUACUGGUAGCAAACCGCCAGCGGGAAGCCUCAAACAGCCCCAGACUCCCGAGGAUCUCGACUCACACAGCAGAGGGAGCGCUAGUACAGGGUCCACCGGUAAAGUGAUUCCGAAAACUGAAGUGACAGGCACCAGCAGUUGUUGUAGCAACACUGGUGUCCGAGGUGAGUUGUUGGUACCCAAGACAGAAGCCGCUAAUGGGAAUGGUGCUGGUGUUGGUGUUGGUGCGGGAGUGGGGGGUGCCGGCGCUAACUCUUGCAGAUCGUGUACACCACCCCCUCCAGCUCCCCUUAGACAAACUAGCUUCGACCCAACGACAUACCUCAAUCAGGAUUCGAAUUCAUCCUCAGUGUCCAGUAUGGAGACAUUAGGUUCGCGUUCAGCUGUUGGUGGGGGUGGUGGCGGUGGUGGGGGUGGCGGGGGUGGAGGAAGUGCUAACCCUAUGUCAAGUGGCACACAUCACCAUCUCCAGCAUCCUCCCCAUCCCCAUAACCCUGUACCUCAACACCAUCAACACCCACACCAUCCACCGCCGCCACCGGUACCCUACAAUACUAUGUCGUUAGUAGAAGACCCUCGGACACUUCAUCAGAUUCCUCAGAGAUCGCCGUACGAUUCCACGGCAAUGGUACCAACCUCGUCAGAUGAACUUUACCACCACCGACCAGAUCAUUCUGGUAGACAGUACAACGCUAUGAACAAUGUGAACAAUAACGCUAACAUCAGCCGGCCGAUAGUGGCUUACUCCUCCGAAAUGACAGUGCGAUCAUAUGACACAGGUGUUGUAACCACCCCGGGACAUCGGCCAUACGAUCCUGGCACUGCAACGGCGUACGACAGAUACGACACAACUCAACAAGCUUGCAACCCUAUUCAACAACAGCAACAACCACCUCCUCAACAUCCACAGAGGCCUCCCCCACCACCACCACUGCCCAGUAUGUACGGCUACGCGCCUAGUCAGGGGACUCUCGGUGAACAUGAGCAGCAGGUGCGGGAGUACCAUCAAGAGGCCGUGACGCAGCAACAGCAGCAGCAUCAGAUGGCCGUAGCGGCAGCUGCAGCAGCUGGCAUGGCUGCUGCCUCUGCCGCAAUGUUGAAACCGGAUGGGUCGCCAGAGGCGGAAGCCAACACUGGGCCGCUUUACCCAAGGCCCAUGUACCACUACGACCCUGCGACGGGAGGCAUACCUCCAGGUUUCCCGUCAGCGAUAAAUCUCUCUGUAAAAUGUGUCGCGGCGGCGCAGGCACAGGCCCAGGCCCAGGCGCAAGCACAGAUGAAAUCUUCUGAACCAACUUCACCAGGUGGUUCCGUCAUGGACCUGUCUACUUCCAGCGUCACCUCAACAAGUCCGCAGGCACCGGGUUACGGAGCUAGCAACUUGAGCCCCCACUAUGGGGGUGGCCAAAGAGGUGGCGUCGUUGGAGGCAGUCCUCAAGCCGCCGCCAGUCCUCACCACACUGCCAGUCCCCAGGUACCCAGUCCACAGGGACAAACCCUUGAUUUGAGCGUGAGCCGGGUUCCUGCCAGUGGUUCAGCCAGUCCAAUGUACCCCGGAGAGGCGGUUCCUGUGGGCCCCGGGUUCGUUGGCCCACGGUCCAUAGAGGAGCAGACGGAACCCGUGGAUUUCUCGACGGCCAACGAACCGGUGAACUUCAGCAGUGGGGUGCGUCCUGUACCAGGGUUCUCGACUGCGACAGGUGCUGCAGGAGGCUACAGUCGAGAGUCAACUCCGGACAGUGGCGGCUCUCACUACUUGGACACUUACCGGGAUGCUAACGACCCCAUCUGUAUGCCUGUUUCAGGGUAUGCACCCAUGAGCCCCCACCCAGGGUACGCCAUGGCCGGCGUCCAAGCCGAGUACCCAGCCAAUAGCUACACGCCAUACCCAGCGGCAGCAUACUCGUGUGGAGGCGGCGGUGCGGGCUACCCUGGGGCGAUACCUACCAGCUAUCCUGCCCCCGCGUCGAGCGGAUACUCCCCUGGACCAUGCUACAGUAUGCCCCCUCCACAACACCCGCCGCCGCAGCUCGAGAAAGCCCUCACGAAGGACGAUGGUCUGUCCGGGUGUCCGCGUGCUGACCGCACACAGAUCCAGGCACACUCGCAGGAACUUAAGUGUCCGACGCCCGGAUGUGAUGGCUCGGGCCACGUCACUGGCAACUAUUCGUCCCACCGCAGUUUGUCCGGCUGCCCUAGGGCCAACAAACCCAAGAGCAAACCCAGAGACGGGCAGGACUCCGAACCUCUCAGAUGUCCCAUACCUGGAUGUGAUGGAUCUGGACAUGCAACAGGGAAAUUCUUGUCACACAGAAGUGCAUCAGGAUGUCCCAUAGCUAAUCGGAAUAAGCUGCGAGUACUGGAGAAUGGAGGAACAGUUGAGCAGCAUAAAGCAGCUGUAGCAGCAGCCACUGCCAUGAAGUUUGAGGGAGUUAACUGUCCAACACCAGGCUGUGAUGGCACAGGGCACAUCAAUGGUUCAUUCCUCACGCACCGCUCCCUGUCAGGUUGUCCCAUGGCUGGCAGUGGCCAGGCAGGAAUUCCAAAGAAGAACAAGUAUGCACCUGAUGACAUGAACAACAUGUAUGCCAAGGCUCCACCAGGCCUAGAAGGUGGUCCCAGGGUUGGUCAAGGGGGUGAGGAACUUGUCACAUUAGAGGCUGAAAUCACUGAGCUACAAAGGGAGAAUGCUCGUGUUGAGUCCCAAAUGCUGAAGCUGCACACAGACAUCACAGCUAUGGAAGCACAUCUUAGGCAUGGUGAAAAAGAGACUCAAAUAAUCAGUCAGCGUCACAACAACCUCAACGAAUACUAUGAGAGCUUGCGCAACAAUGUUAUCACCUUACUGGAGCAUGUGCGAUUACCUAAUGGCAGUGGUGGUGGUCAAGAGAAGUUGGGCCAUGACAACUUUGAUAGUUACUUGAGCAAGCUUCAGACUCUGUGCACACCUGAUGGCUACUGCAGUGAUGAGAGCAACCGACCCCUUUAUGAGACAGUGAAAUCAGCAUUGCAGGACUUUACUGUCCUCCCUACACCCAUUUAGUCACCCAACUACACUUACUGUGUCCUUCUUUUAACCCAGGUGUAAUUUGGAAAUCGGUUUAGACUGUUUUCAGCUAAUCGAAUUAACAAACACUGAAUAUCAUCUACAGAAGAAAAUAUAUCGACUCCCAGAUGUAUGAUUGGCCCAAGCUAUUAUAAAUACAUAUUUUUAAGCAGCAGUAUUUGAAUAAAAUUGUAGUACUUGCCAUUUACUUACACAAUACAAAAUACUGAAUGAUAAAAUGUGUAUGUCUGAUGAUAGUCACACUUGGUUUACAAGAUUAAUUAACAGUAUUAGUGAAAAUGAUAUCAAUGGAGGUCAUCACAUCAGGACAACAGUGAAUACUUGUAGCAUUCAAUGGUGAAGGCAAUGACCCUUUAUUUUGUUGCAACUGUGUGUUCGGAAUGCAAGGCAUUAAAUCUUUGGAAAAUCCAUCCUGUAAGAUAUUAUCCAUGUCUUGUAUCAAUAGUUAUUGGAAGUACAUUUCUGUGAGACUGUUUUCUUAUUAAAAAUUAUUCAAAAGAUCGCAAGUUCAGUUCAUCGAGAAUCAGAAGAAUGUUGAUAGGUUCCAGCAGAUGCACUGUGUUAAAAUUGUUGAUAGAUUAUCUGCCUUCCUUCUGCAAUUGAAAUGAACCUCACAUGAGUAUCCACUCUGAUAAAUGUACGUUGGUGAGAGCUGCAAUUUGUGAAGUCACAUGUAUGGAGACAAUGACUGCAUCUGUUCAAUCUAUUUAUAUGUGAAUUUAUGAGCAAGAAUGAUAAGCUUUUCAGACAGGAACAGUCAUAUUACUUUUGCAUACUCUGUGCUGUCAGAUUUGUAGUGAAAUUGAGUAAGGCACAAAUCAGACUUCAUUAAUGAAGUGCACAACAGUUGAAUCUCCUGAAAGUGUCGGACAAGCAUCGUAUUUCAUGUAUAAGCAUUUUGAUUUCAUAAUGACUAGUUCAAGACUGUGAAGUGUUUGAAAUUAAGUCAUUAUGACCUAUUUCUUCAGAUGUGGUGUGAUAUCAAUAAAACUCAAAUUGACACUUCAAAAGGUCAUUGUACCAAGAAGAAAUAGAACUUUCUAAAUGUGAGGGCCCAAGCUAAAUAUAAAGGUGCAUGUAACAUAGUCAAGCAAUGAGUGACGUGAACUUUAAAAUCUCAUUGAGGUGACUGAAAUAUGCAGAUAUCCAGACUAAUCCUCUUUUAUUUUUCUGCACUUAACUUGUAAAAAAAAGAGGCAGAAGUAUUUUUCAUAUUGCUGACUCAGUACAGCUGUCAGCAGCUAACCAAGGAGUAGUUUAAUGUGGUUAGUUAAUGGAGUUCCUCGAGUUUAUUUUUUUUUUCUUUUGUCUGGUUUGUGACUAUUAAGUUGAAUAUAUCAGUGUUGAAAUCAGUGAUGUUUAUUGCUCAUUUGUACACAGUUGUUGUUUUCCAAACCUAACUGUGCAUUUUAAUUUAUGUAGUGAUAGUGAUAAGAUGUUUCACAACGUUUUGUUUACAGAUGUUUCCUAUACAUAAUUAGUAUUAAUAUGUUUGUUUGUUGUUAAUGAUGACAUUGUUAUGUUUAUGAUAAUAUGGUGCCAGCAAACUUAUUAAGUUGGAUGAUUCUCUUUGAGUGUUCUUUCUAAUUUAUUCAAAUUGAACAGUUUUAUAAAUGUGAAACUUUUACAUAUGUUAUAUAUAAAAAUUCUUUGGUUCCUUUGUGUAGUAGUGUGCUUUAAUCACUGUUCAGUCUAAUGCAAUUAAUGAACAAGAAUCUGUCAAGAUAAACAAAUGAAUAAUUCCUCAGCAGCACUUCUAAAAAUAGAUAUUCAGUGCUAUAUUCAUAGGUGGUUAGCUGAGAUCAUAAGAUGAUUGAUAUUAAGGAAGGACAGAUUUGGCAAGUAUGUUGCUUGAUGCAUGAUGCCUGAACAAACUGGAGCAACAUGUGAGACCAUCUUUGUUGUGUGCUAUAGAGUUUCUGCUCCAUAAUUCAGAGAUUUUGUUUUCAUGUCUUAGAUAUAUGCACCCACUAUAUUGUGACGAUCUUCUCUUUCAGUUCCUGUUGUUAUUAAAUGUGCAGAAGCAGAGUGAAGUUUGGGAGAACUUGCUUGUUGUAUAUAAAGAAAUAAUAUUGUAAAAAUUUAUUUUAUAGCAAAUCUGCAAUAUUUUUCACUGAAGUAAUAUAACUUUUUCCACUGAAUCACGUUGCAAACGCAGACAGCUAUCAAAUAGCACUAGACACAUAUCCUAAGUAAAUUAAUAUUUCAGGUGUGUUUGGAAACAGUUUGUUUAGAUGACUUGAAAACAAAAUCCCUAUGCAAUGUGAAGUGUACUUGAACUUGGGAAGCUCCUUACAGAGUCUCAUUAGUCUAGAAGUAAUGUUUUGUUUCUGAAUACUAACUAUGGUUAAGACAUGAUAGUAUAGUAUACAACAAAUUAAUUUAUUUGUUAAAUACUGGUAAAGAGAAAUAAUCAGUGUAAAGUAUGAAUGUUGCUCCUGAAGCUUAUUGUUGCCAGACAGACCUGUGUAAAGUAUACAUCAUUGUUAGGUGAAGAACAAUCAAAAGGCACUCACCACCUGUUACAAGCUCAAGACUCAUUAUAGUAGAAAAGAAAUAUAUACAACUGUAGAUAGAAUUUUAACUAGUCACACCUUGAACAAGUUCAUAACUGCAAAUAAACAGAAGCUGUAUGUUAAAAAUUUCUGUUAACUUGCCAACACAAUCAUUGUGUCUAAGUGUGACAUGCAGCUAGCUAUGAAAACCAAAACAAACAACCCCCCAAAAAAAUGGAAAGAAAAGUAAAAUCUAACAAAAACAAAGUUGUAGAUGAGUACUCUGUGUAUCACCUUGAAGCCAUGUUGGUGUAUAUUUUAUGGUCAUUUUAUUUUGUAUUUUUGUAACCAAGUGCUGUGACAAAAUGUUGAAUAUUGCUUUGUAGCCUCAACGAAAACCAAAGCCAAGGAGAAACAGUAAGUGAGAACCCAGUGGGGAACAUAGUGGACAGGCUCCAGCAGCAUUAGGAUCAUGACCACACUGGUUUUUGCAUGGAUGCUAGGAUCUCAGUGACAGCAAGAUGAACGAGUAAGCCACUAGGACAUUUCAAGGUAUUUAUCCAUGAUGUGAUAUAUGAUAGAAGAAUUGACUAGAGAAAAUAUUUUCCCUUGGUUUUAAUGAGUUUGAUCAAUGUAGCAGGUAUAUAGUUUUGUUUUUUAACACAAUUUUACUGUAAUCAUUCCAGUAGAAUAUAUUCUCUGAAUUUUCAAAUAUCUUUAAAUGCCCAAGUGGCCCAGUAACAGAUUAGAUUGUUUCCAUAUGUAAUAUAGUAAAAUACAGUAACAUAUAGGGAUAUAACGAUGUAUAAUAUGUAUGUGUCAUGGUGUUUCAAACUCAUGUGGGUAAAAGUUUAUCACAAAACGUUUAUGUUGAAAAGAUCUCUGUGUGCCACACUAUGAUUAAAACAUUUGGGAAGUGUA